AUGGAAGAAAUGAAGACGAGUGCCUCCCAGAUGCAGGGGCCUAUAAAGACUGAGUGGAAUUCCCGGUGUGUUCUUUUCACCUAUUUCCAAGGGGACAUCAGCAGCGUAGUGGAUGAACACUUCUCCAGAGCUCUGAGCAAUAUCAAGAACCCCCAGGAAUUGAGCCCCUUGAGCCAGAGUGAAGAUGUGGUCCUGAGGAAUGAUAUUGACAUGCCUCCAAAUCAGUGGCGUUUCUCUUCUCAGUGGACAAAGCCAGAGCCAGAAACAUCUUUUGUAGAUGAUGCCACCAGCUACGGCAUGAACGGGUUUGAUCCCAUGUCUAUGGAUCAGUAUUCAAUGUCCCUGACUGGGAGCCCCUCUGUUCAGCCUGAGGAGCUGUGGCAUUUCUCCUCCCCAGAGAGCCCCAGUUCCUCAGAGCCUGACUAUGCUCAUGCCUUCUCUGCUGGGCACCUGAUUCCAGAGACCCCGCCUGAUGAGAAAUAUGAGUCUCUCCUGACUCUCCUCCAGCAAGAUAGAUGUGUAGCCCAGCCUCAGCAAUCUGCCAUGUGGGAGGAUUGCAGCUCUGCCCAGAUAGCCGGAAGCUCGGAAUUGCCCUUCAACCUGCCUUCCAGCUCGGCCCACUGUAAGAAAGUGCCUCCAGAUAUUUGGAGGCUUAUCCCUGUUUGGUUGGGGUUGAGAGUAAGAAAAUAUAUUUCCCCUCAGAUCAUGAACUUGCCAGUGCCAGCCUUGCAAGUGAAAAUGUCCAGUUUUCAGCUUAGAACGUAUGGCCGCUCCAGGACUCUACAGUCAGGGAAAGUGCCACCGAAGUCCAAAGGCCAGGACCGUUGGCUCCACACUCAAUUUGAAAGUGGUGUUAGUAGGAACUUUCAAAUGAAGACAAUUUGA
This is a messenger RNA of Pteropus alecto (black flying fox), 885 nucleotides long. It is a transcript of the gene VGLL1, whose product is annotated as vestigial like family member 1. The transcript is spliced from 4 exons. Lineage: Eukaryota; Metazoa; Chordata; Mammalia; Chiroptera; Pteropodidae. The coding region runs from base 1 to 885 and encodes 294 amino acids. Gene Ontology annotation, biological process: regulation of transcription by RNA polymerase II. Gene Ontology annotation, cellular component: nucleus. The record is from RefSeq and is a predicted model, not a curated record.